Parasteatoda tepidariorum (common house spider) is the source of this 1761-nucleotide messenger RNA. NCBI's taxonomy places the organism in Eukaryota, Metazoa, Arthropoda, Arachnida, Araneae, Theridiidae. The record is from RefSeq and is a predicted model, not a curated record.
AUGACACCAGUUCCUAGGAAUGAAAAAGAAAGAACAACAGUUUUGAUCUACAUUUCAGCUAGAGGAAAAAAAGUACCUCCAUCGUUUAAAAUAGAUAAUAGGUGGCUUAAAAUAGAUGAUAGGCCCAGUGGUGGCUUGAAGUCCAACAAAAUUCAGAGCGAUGGGCAGCAGCGUGUCUGGGAAAAAAGGGACUGUUUUACACGUUCAAUGUUUAGCCCAAAAACCGAGUCUCCAAUUGUCAGUUCCUGUUUUACUUUCAAUUCCCUGAUUGGAAAGCCUGACAACAUCUCAGAAACUGUAGAUAAUGGAGCUACUUUUAGCCUUUCAUUGGAUCUGGAUCCAACUGGAUAUCCUCCAUUUAUCUAUCAAUCUAAAGCACAGAUAUCAUUCCACAAUUCUCGACAAAUAGUAGAUCCCUAUGAACAAGGAUUUUCAAUGGAGAUGGGAAAACGUUAUUCUUUUCGCUUGAAGAAAAGCAUUGAACAUUUUGGUAAUAUCGGAGGUUAUGUCGGAAUGUGGCUGGGCAUAUCUCUAGUUGCAGUUUUUGAUUUCCUGAGUACAGCGUUCGAUUUGCUGAAAUUUCCUUUUCGAAACUUUCAUGUUAAAAAGACUCGAGUGCGCAGAAUAAAUCUCCAAAAAAGGAACAAAUAUGAGGGAAUGAUUUCAGUUUAUAUUGAUUUGAGCACCUUGGAAAUAACUACAUAUAACUGUAGUCCUAAAAUUGAAAGCAUUGAACAUUUUGGUAAUAUCGGAGGUUAUGUCGGAAUGUGGCUGGGCAUAUCUCUAGUUGCAGUUUUUGAUUUCCUGAGUACAGCGUUCGAUUUGCUGAAAUUUCCUUUUCGAAACUUUCAUGUUAAAAAGACUCGAGUGCGCAGAAUAAAUCUCCAAAAAAGGAACAAGAAUGUUAAUAAGAAAAAACCCAAAUUUUGGUCCAAUUAUUUGACGAAUGUUUUUCGGGAUUCGAUGCUGAGUGGCGUUCCGCAAAUUCUUCUGGCUGAGAGUAAAGUCAAGAAAUGCGUUCUUACAUUGGUCUUUCUGUCUUGUAUAGUAGGAUACCUUUAUCAAUCCUCUGAAUUCCUGCGACUUUAUUGGAAGUACGAAACUGUUGUUGAUAUACAUUUAACUAACAGCAACCUAACAGAAUUACCUUCAAUUACCUUUUGUAAUUAUGAUGGAUCAAAUAUAACGAAGAUAUGUGGAGAGUUAAAACCUGAUUGGUGUUUUCCAUUAUCUAAAGAACCAGAACUUCCUGAAAAAGUCUGUGAAUGUUUACCUCAGCGUUAUUGUGAAAAUGGCACUUUUAAAGAUAGAAAGGUUUUACCUUUUUAUGGCUAUGGAGAAAUAUCUAAACUUCCACCUGAUGAACGUCUAAAGUAUAUUCAGGAUUUAAAUGAUGUAAUACGUAGCUGUUCUUUCUUAGUGCAUGGAAAUCAACCUGAGGAUUGUGACUUUUCGUACUUCAGGAAGUCAAGUGUUCCCACUCAUAACAUUUAUGGUUUCUUGAGUGGCUGUUAUACUUUGAAUACUGUUUUUGGAAGACCAAAUGCAAAGCCAAGUGUAGUGACUUCAAGCGGAACUAUAGUUCUCAAUAUUUCAAUUGAUGAAAGUGAAUAUAUACAUCUUUACCAUCCUCCAGAAGGUUUGAUAUCCUUCCACAAUCCGUACCACAUUGUCAAUCCUCACGUGAAAGGCUUUACUUUAUCUAUGAAAACAAAACGACAUACUUUUCAUUUAAAGAAGGUAACUGUAUUUAAACUUUAA